Messenger RNA from Miniopterus natalensis, 1492 nucleotides. Lineage: Eukaryota; Metazoa; Chordata; Mammalia; Chiroptera; Miniopteridae. The record is from RefSeq and is a predicted model, not a curated record.
GGUGAAAUGGGUCCAAAGGGUGAGCCUGGGUUAGCUGGACACCGAGGUCCCACAGGAAGACCCGGAAAGCGAGGCAAGCAGGGGCAGAAGGGAGAUAGUGGAGUUAUGGGCCCACCAGGCAAGCCUGGGCCUUCUGGUCAACCUGGCCGUCAUGGUCCCCCGGGCCCCCCGGGCCCCCCAUCUGCAGGACAACUUAUAAUGGGACCCAAAGGAGAAAGAGGAUUUCCUGGGCCUCCAGGAAGAUGUCUCUGUGGAACCCCCAUGAAUGUGAAUAACCCUUCUUAUGGAGAAUCUGUGUAUGGGCCCAGCUCCCCGCGAGUCCCUGCGAUUUUUGUGGUCAACAACCAGGAGGAGCUUGAGAGGCUGAACACCAAACAUGCUAUCGCCUUCCGCAAAGACCAGAGAUCUCUGUACUUCAAGGACAGCCUUGGCUGGCUCCCCAUCCAGCUGACCCCCUUCUAUCCCAUGGACUACACUGUAGACCACCGCGGCUCCUGUGGGGACGGGGUGCUGCAGCCCGGGGAGGAGUGUGACGACGGGAACAAUGACGUGGGUGACGACUGCAUCAGCUGUCACCGGGCGUACUGUGGAGAUGGCCACCAGCACAAGGGCGUGGAAGACUGUGAUGGCUCUGACUUUGGCCACCUGACGUGCGAGACGUAUCUCCCUGGGUCAUAUGGGGACCUGCAGUGCACCCCCUACUGCAACAUCGACUCCACACCCUGCCGCUACUUCACCUGAGGACGCCAGGUGGCCUGCAUCGCACACACAUGCAGCAGCUUUUCCACCCUCGUUACACUGACCUCGCCAUCCUGGUCCAGUUUCCACCACCUUCAUUCAACAAAAACAAGAUCAGACUCUUGCUGCUAAGACAUGCUUUUAACUCAGUCCUACUGGAAGAGUCAGGACCACUGCAUCCUGUCUUAAUCCAAAGUCCGGGAAGACCUCCCACGUGCCCGGCCUGGGGAUUGACCCAGAGCUCCCAGUAGGCCAGUAGUGACCUAUGGUGCCUGUUGUCUUCCAGAGUGUCACUGACCCAGGCCCCCAGGCCUUGGACUGGCUGAGCACUGUUAGACACACACAGACCUGCGGGCUGUUGUUCUCACCCCAUGUGGGGCAUCUGGGGCGUCUCGGGUAAGGGGCUCUUCGCCCCUCUGACUUCUGGAAACCCUGGCAUCUUACCAGGGCAGCUGGCCGCUGGGUCUCUCCAGGCCUGUGAACCACACAGCAGGGGAGGGGGCCCGCCCUCUUGUGGUGGCUCCCAGCUCUGGACCCGCUGAGGGACCCCUCAACUAGCCACAGCCCAGCAUAGCCCCAUGUGGACAUGGCUCCCCCAACAAGAGAUCCAACCAUGAAGAAGUACUGAGAAAACCCCCGAACCCACGCUCUGCCCUGGGUAGAGGGUGAGGCUCAGCUGGGGUGCCUGCUGUGCAGGUGGUAGCGAGUAGUGGCCUUCCACUUCUUGAUGUUUCCCAGGCUCCUUCUUGACCUC